Sphaeroforma arctica JP610 is the source of this 646-nucleotide messenger RNA. RefSeq lists its product as hypothetical. Lineage: Eukaryota; Ichthyosporea; Ichthyophonida. Gene Ontology annotation, cellular component: plasma membrane. The record is from RefSeq and is a predicted model, not a curated record. The annotation marks the transcript as partial. Gene Ontology annotation, molecular function: metalloendopeptidase activity. Gene Ontology annotation, biological process: protein processing. The transcript is spliced from 5 exons.
UAGCUUUACAAAGAACAAACAGCCCAUCAUCGAUCAGUACUCCGCCUAUGAAGUCGCACCAGGACAGUUUGUCAACGGAGACCUCACUCAGGGAGAAAACAUUGCUGAUAUUGGCGGCUUGAAGUGUGCAUACAGGGCGUUGCAAACAGCCCUGGAGAAGCAUCCCGAGUAUAACACGGAAAUCGAUGGCUUAACACCGUCGCAGCGCUUCUUCAUUGCGUGGGGACAGUUCUGGCGAACGAAGUCCAGGCCUGACCGGAUAACGCAGCUGUUAGCGAUUGACCCACACUCGCCCGGUCAAGCACGAGCAACGGAGGCUCCGAGGAAUCUGCAGGCCUUCUUGGAUGCAUUUGGUAUCACAGAGGGAGACAAGAUGUACAUGUCUCCAGAAACCCGUGGUAAGGUUUGGUGAGAGCGGCAAUCAAAAGUAUACCGGGCAUCGACGUGCGAUGAAUAAUAAACCAUUUAGUCGAGGGUUUAAUCACCCCUUAAAUACCAUCGAAUUCGCGUUUUGGAUCGGUUGUGACCGAGAGAGAAAUUAUCAAUGACUGGCGUGGCAGCAAAGUACCUUUACCAACAACAAUGAAACAGUGGCCCAAAAAGACGAGUUACUUCCCACUAUGGAUUAAAUGAUCCAAUUUCUCAU